AUGAACUCGAAAAUCCUUCUGCUUGCAUUAAUUGUUGGGCUGCACUCAGUGCAUGCGCAACUCUGGUAUGAUCCAUACGCGAUGAUGGGUUACGGAUCUUCUGGUCGAUCGGGCAGGUACAGAAAUCGGCUGAUGAGCGAACGUUAUAACCGAUUUGGAAUGGGCAUGCCGAACGCUUACAUGAGUAAUUUUGGUUAUGGCGGCGCAGCUCCUCCAUAUUUCGGUGGAUUUCCUGGAGGAAUGCCCUAUUCACCACACAUGCCGUAUGCUCCCUUCUAG
Messenger RNA from Anisakis simplex (herring worm), 279 nucleotides. NCBI's taxonomy places the organism in Eukaryota, Metazoa, Nematoda, Chromadorea, Rhabditida, Anisakidae. The record is from the annotation of a GenBank genome assembly.